Chrysochloris asiatica (Cape golden mole) is the source of this 960-nucleotide messenger RNA. RefSeq names its product aspartoacylase (aminocyclase) 3 (gene ACY3). The transcript has 6 exons. The coding region runs from base 1 to 960 and encodes 319 amino acids. Gene Ontology annotation, molecular function: hydrolase activity, acting on ester bonds; aminoacylase activity. NCBI's taxonomy places the organism in Eukaryota, Metazoa, Chordata, Mammalia, Afrosoricida, Chrysochloridae. The record is from RefSeq and is a predicted model, not a curated record.
AUGUGUUCUCUGCCAGUGCCCCGGGAGCCCCUGCGCCACGUGGCCGUGACCGGGGGCACCCAUGGUAAUGAGAUGUCUGGAGUCUGCCUGGCCCAGCACUGGCUGCGGGCACCGGGGGAGCUACAGAGACCCAGCUUCUCCGCCAAGCCCGUGCUGGCCAAUCCAGAGGCCACGGCUGUCUGCCGGCGAUACAUGGGCCGAGACCUCAACCGAACCUUCACCAGCUCCUUUCUGACAGCCAGGGCCACCCCGGAUGACCCGUAUGAGGUGACCAGGGCCCGGGAGCUGAACCAGCUGCUGGGCCCAAAGGCCUCUGGCCGGGCCUUCGACUUCAUCCUGGACCUGCAUAACACCACGGCCAACAUGGGGACCUGCCUCAUUGCUGAUUCUGCCCACAACAUGUUUGCCAUGCACCUGUGCCGGCAUCUGCAGCUGCAGACCCCCGAGCUGCCCUGCCCAGUCUUCCUGUACCAGUUGCCAGGGGAGGAGAGCUACACCAUAGAUUCGGUGGCCAAGAAUGGAAUAGCGCUGGAGCUGGGCCCCCAACCCCAGGGCGUGCUGCGGGCAGACCUCUUCUCUCGGAUGAGGUCCCUAGUGGGCGCAGUUCUGGACUUCAUUGAACUCUUUAACCAGGGCACCGACUUUCCAGCCUUUGAGAUGGAGGCGUACAGCACCGUAAGGCGCGUGGACUUUCCACGCACCGAGGACGGGGACCUGGCGGGAACCAUCCACCCUCAGUUGCAGGACCGAGACUUUGAGCCAUUGCAGCCCGGUGCACCCAUUUUCCAGAUGUUUGAUGGCAAAGACGUGCAGUAUGAGGGGAAGGACACUGUGUACCCCAUCUUCAUCAAUGAGGCUGCCUACUACGAGAAGGGCAUCGCCUUCAUCCAGACUGAAAAGCUCACAUUCUCUGUGCCGGCCUUGCCUGCACUGACCCCCACCUCCACCCCAGCUCCCUAA